Messenger RNA from Prunus armeniaca (apricot), 2292 nucleotides. The record is from the annotation of a GenBank genome assembly. Lineage: Eukaryota; Viridiplantae; Streptophyta; Magnoliopsida; Rosales; Rosaceae.
AUGGACUUUGAGCCUCUGAAUAUUGAGAACGAAGCGGUGGAGUUUGACAUGGGUGGUUCGGGCGAAGAUGACGCCACUGCCCUUGACUUAGAACACCCAGAUGAUAGCUAUGAUAUUUUCGAUGAUGAUUUAGUCCAAUCCUCUAAUUCUACUAGGUCUCGUGAUGAUCUGGCUAGUGGAGACCCCAAUCUUGAACCCUAUGAGGGCAUGGAAUUCGAUUCCGAACAGGCCUCACGCAUUUUCUAUAAUUCAUAUGCACGUCGAAUUGGUUUCAGCACCCGGGUCAGCGUGUACCAGCGGUCUCGUCGAGAUGGCUCCAUUAUAUGCCGCCAAGUAGUGUGUUCCCGGGAAGGGUUUCGCCGUGACGGAGGUGAAAAUAGGUCCAAGCGGCAGCGUACAGUCACUAGAGUCGGUUGUAAAGCACAGAUGACUGUGAAGAAACAGAGUUCAGGAAGAUGGGCUGUUUCGAAACUAGUUAAGGAACAUAAUCAUGAGCUUGUGCCUCCAGAUAAGGUGCAUUGUCUCCGUUCACAUAGGCAUGUCUCUGGGCCUGCUCGAAGCCUGAUUGAUACCCUUCAAGCGGCUGGUAUGGGUCCUAGUGGUGUGAUGUCUGUGCUGAUCAAAGAAUCAGGUGGAAUUAAUAAUGUUGGUUUCACAAAAGUCGAUUGCCAGAAUUAUAUGAGUAGCAGCAGGCAGAGAACUCUCGGGAGUGGGGGUCAGUUUGUUUUUGACUAUUUGAAGCGAAUGCAGGCUGAAGAUCCUGGCUUCUUUUUUGCCGUCCAGGGUGAUUUUGAGAAUUUAACAGGAAACAUUUUCUGGGCUGAUUCAAAUUCAAGAAUGAAUUAUGACUACUUUGGAGACACUGUUACAUUUGACACAACAUAUAGGACAAACCGAUACCGGGUCCCAUUUGCCCCAUUUACUGGGUGGAAUCAUCACGGGCAACCUGUUUUAUUUGGAUGUUCAUUACUCCUUAAUGAGUCAGAGUCUUCAUUUGUUUGGCUAUUUCAGACUUGGCUAGCUGCAAUGUCUACCCGCCAUCCUGUCUCAAUCACAACAGACCAGGAUAGAAUCAUUCGGGCAGCUGUCGGGCAAGUAUUCCCUGGAACUCGCCACCGAUUUUGUAAAUGGAAUGUGUUGCGGGAAGCUCAGGAGAAAUUGUCCGACAUAUAUCACUCACACCCCACAUUUGAAGCCGAGUUUCAGAGGUGCAUCAAUAUGACAGAGACAAUUGAUGAAUUUGAGUCAUGUUGGGAGUCCCUUCUUCAAAGGUAUGAUAUUGGGGAUAAUGAGUGGCUUCAGUCCAUGUAUGAUGCUCGCCAGCAAUGGGUGCCAGUUUUCCUUCGGGAUACAUUUUUUGGGGAGAUGUCUGUAACCCAAGGAAGUGAUAAUAUAAACUCAUACUUUGAUGGCUAUAUAAAUGCAUCAACUAAUAUUCAGGUGCUAAUAAAGCAGUAUGAAAAAGCUAUUGCCACUCGCCAUGAAAAGGAAGUAAAGGCAGAUUAUGAUACAAUGAACAUCUCUCCAAUUCUAAGGACUCCAUCUCCAAUGGAAAAACAAGCUGCAAAACUUUAUACAAGGGUAGUUUUCAUGAAAUUCCAAGAGGAAUUAGUCGAGACACUUGCUUAUCCUGCAACUAUGGUUGAUGAUACAGGAUCAGAAACUGUGUAUCGGGUAGCAAAAUUCGGGGAAGAUCACAAAGUGUACUUUGUUAGGUUCAAUGUUUUUGAGAAGAAAUCUAGUUGUAGCUGCCAAAUGUUUGAGUUUUCAGGUAUUAUAUGUAGGCACAUAUUAGCUGUUUUCAGAGUAACUAAUGUUCUUACACUUCCAAAUCACUAUAUAUUGAAACGUUGGACCAAAAAUGCCAAAAGUGGAGUUGUAUGGGAUGAGCACACUCUUGGGUUGCCAAAUGAUUCUCAAGACUCCUCUGCUGUUCGGUAUGACAAUCUACGCAGGGAAGCUAUCAAAUAUGUAGAAGAAGGAGCAGAAUCUGUGCGUGUUUAUAAUGUGGCAAUGGACGCUCUUCAUGAGGCUGCUAGCGAGGUUACUGCUGCAAAGAAGCAUGGUCUUGGGGUUUUACAGAGUACUUCAAUUAAUUGCAGCCAGCAGCUUCAGUCUUGUACUGUGGAUCAGGAUAAGAAAAUUAAGGAAUUGGCAGCUGAGUUGGACAUUGCAAGUCAGCAGUGUGAAGCAUAUCGAGCCAAGCUACUUGCCAUUUUGAAGGAUAUGGAAGAACAGAAGUUAAAGAUAUCAGUGAACAUUCGGAAUGUAAGGCUAAAUCUAAGAAGUUAG